Messenger RNA from Rhopilema esculentum, 2258 nucleotides. RefSeq lists its product as uncharacterized. NCBI's taxonomy places the organism in Eukaryota, Metazoa, Cnidaria, Scyphozoa, Rhizostomeae, Rhizostomatidae. The record is from RefSeq and is a predicted model, not a curated record. Gene Ontology annotation, molecular function: calcium ion binding.
AUGAAAGUUCGCGAUUUACGGAUUGCUAAAAGCUAUCGUGAUGCUGUAAAAAAAUGGGGAGAGCCCAAUGUACAGAGGAAAAGGACAAUAAUUGCACCACCAAUGUCUGAAGCAAAGACUAAAGAUGUAAACAUUCAGCCGAUGAAAUACAAGGGAGAAGGAAACAAGGAAAGGAAACCUUUUGGAUUGGUACAGGACCUUGAUAUUCUUCUCAAGCAAAUAAAAAUCGAUGAUGAAAAUCUAAAUGGAAAAGACAAAGAAAAAUUCACACAAGAUUUUCUGGAGUACAAAAUUUGGAUUGAAAAAGAGAAGAGGAUGCGCAGUGACCUGAACAAUAUUGGCCUAAACAAGGAUUUUCUUCUUAAUAAAAAUGGAAGAACAGCUUUAGAAGAACGAGUUUUGAGAAGAUUAUUGUCUCCUGAUGAUGUAACAGAAGAGGAACAUGAUGACUCACCUGAAAUUGAACCACAUGUAAUUCCUACACCACCACCCUUAUCAAAGGCACAAAUGCGUCUGUUGCCAUUGUUACAACAACCUUUGCCAGUUGCACUUUCAAUUAUUGCUGAAUACUGUCAUAAUCACAAACUCCGGUUGCUUGAUUUGUAUUCCCAAAUUGACAAGGACAAAGACUGGCAAAUCUCAAGGGAAGAGUUUCGUAAACUAAUCAUCAACAACGAGAUCCCACUUACAUCUGCACAGCUUGAGGACAUGAUCAUAGCCCUUGAUGUUAAUAAUAAUGACCAACUAGACUACAAAGAACUAGCACAGGGAGUGGAGGCUUACCAUAUCGAUGAAAGGUGGCAAAAGAUUAGGGAGCUUAUGCAAAUAAUGGAAGCCCACCAAGAGGCAAGUGAAAAAACUAAAAAACAGAAAGAUGGAACUUCUGAAGCAUCUUAUGAUAACAGAAUUACAUCCGCAAGAAAAUCAACAAGAAGUCAACAGAAUUCGGCGCAAGGGACUCACAACGAGAGAAAAUUGUCCUCAACACUUAGAAGCAGAACCAUCAGGUCUGCAAGAGCUGGUUUAAGAGAUUCAAAAGAUGAUAUUGGCGAUAGAAGAACAUUGUCACUGGGGUUCUUGCAACUACCAGCUGUUGAGACAAAUGAAAAAAGCGAUUCAACAGCAACAAAGACUAGAGACAGGCGUUUGAAAAAGCACAGAGAACGCAAGGAAAAGACCAAACAAAGAAAUAAACAAGCAAAAAGUAAGGAAUUCUUGCCAUCGACGAUAGAAGGCAUAACUGGACAAAUGAAAGACAAAUAUGCCGAAGCAAUUGUCGGUCAAGUUGGGAAAUCCUUGGAUAUGAUGCAUACAAAUGGCAUACCCGUAAAGGAAGAGGCAGUUAAAAGAGUUAUGCUGUUCCCGUUUGACAAGCCUGUGGAAGACUGCAAAGUUUCAAUGCGACAGCCAGGCACAUAUGCCAUUUCAAGCACUGACUUUGGAUAUGCUCUUAACUUGAUACCCCAAGCAGAUCAAAGGAAACAAAAAGGUGGCAAGGAUGAUGUUUAUGAUGAUCAAGAUUCUACUGUGAAGAAACGGAGGAAAUCAAGUCAGAGAAAACGGCAAUGGUUACAAUCAAGGAAAAUGAGUCCAUUCUGGACAGACACAGUACAUGCUUUGUCAAGCGAAGACCUUGAUGGCCGGAGCCGUCAAGAUAGCCUAUUCAGUGUUGUGAAGACACCAGAAAUCUAAUGGAGCAACUUUAAAGACUCAGCGAGGGCGGAUUUUGCAGGAAUUGAACAAAGAGAACUUUGCAAAGCUAUACGUAUUACAGAUCUAGGUCACUGACAGGGCCAGUACAUAACCAUAUAUUAAUAUAUUUUUCUACAAACUGUAUGUUGAUAUUUAGUUUAAUAUAGAUAUUUUUCAUAGAUAUUUUAUAUUUAUACCUUUAUAGAGCAGCAAUACAAAGUUCAGAAAUUGUUUGCCUUGAUAUUAGAUUUAUUUUUCUCAAAUAUUCUUGUAUUGAUUCUUUGUGCUGCAUGAGAUGUUAGUAAUCUGAAAUAGAGGACACGAUGCUAAACAUCUUGUUCCGUUAUUUUUAGCGACUUGAUCCGUCAUUCCUAGACAAUGCUGAAAAUACCUCAAGUGUUUGUCAGCAGAAAUUCAUUCUUUAAUAUUUAAGAAAAUAAACAAAAGUAUACAAGGAUAGAAAUUCAUGACCGUAACAACAGUUAGCAGAGUAGAAGGCACAAGAUCGAGGUGCGAGAAGGAGGAAGUGAAGGCCAGCUACUAGCAGUGACAUGAAGCGCUAAUAU